GCCGUAAUCAUGGAUGAUGAUCUACCAAAAGAAUUUGAUCUAAUAGUCAUUGGAACAGGUUUUCCUGAGUCGUGUGUGGCUGCCGCUGCCAGCCGGGUGGGAAAAACUGUACUCCACAUCGAUCCAAAUGAGUAUUAUGGAGGUUCGUGGGCCUCUUUCAAUUUAGAUGCAUUCAAUGCCUUGCUGGAAGAGAGCAAAGCCGCCGAUAACAAAGAGAUUAGAAAUGGCAAAUUUGAAUGGCAUAUCCCCUUGGAGGGAGGCGAGCCAAGCACCGAGGAAGCGGCUAAUCCUGAGGAGGGUGAAAAUGCCGUCAGGAAAGAACAAUGGACUGCCGAAAAAGUUUUGAAACUUUCAAGAAAAUUCAAUUUAGAUUUAUGCCCCAAGAUUUUGUUUUCCUCCGGGGAUUUAGUGCAAUUGCUGAUUUCUUCUAAUAUCUGUCGAUAUGCUGAGUUCCGAGCUAUAGAUCGAAUUUUUACCCAAUUCGAGGGAAAACUGUUGACGGUGCCCUGUUCCCGUAGUGAUGUUUUCAAUACCAAGGAUUUGAGUAUUGUUGAGAAAAGACUGCUGAUGAAAUUUCUUACCAUAUGUUUGACAUAUGGUGAAGACAAGUGUGAGGAGGACAUGUCGGAGUUCAAGGGCAAGACAUUUAUUGAGUAUUUGCGGGAACAAAAAGUCACUGAGAAGAUAUACAAGUGUGUAAUGCAAGCCAUCGCUAUGACCAGUGAGGACACCACUUUCGAGGAGGGUAUGGAACGCACUAAGAAAUUCCUGAAGAGUUUGGGUCGUUAUGGAAAUACACCCUUCAUAUUCCCCAUGUAUGGUUGUGGUGAAAUACCACAGUGUUUCUGUCGGCUGUGUGCCGUCUUUGGUGGAAUUUAUUGUCUGAAGAGGCAGAUAAGUGCGGUGAAUGUGGAUGAGGGUGCCGAAAGGGUUAGCAUUGAGGUAGAUGGUCAACAUCAAGUCCAGGCUAAACAUAUUGUGUGUUCUUCGAGUAACUUGCCGGCAACGAUGCGCGGUGAAAAGCCCAAGAAUGUUUUGUCUAGAGGUAUAUUUAUUGCCUCUACUCCUUUGGGCAAUUUUGAACUGAGCUCGUGUGGUGGUGGUGUUAGUUUAUUGCGUUUAAUUUCUCCCGAUGGCAAACGAGAGGCAAUACUGGUGCAAUUGUCUCAUUAUUCCGGAACAACUCCAAAGGAAUUGUUUACAUUCCAUUUAACUACAACGGCAUUAAGCGAUAAUCCCCAGGCUGAUUUGGAAGUUUUUACUCAACAAAUAUUUACAAAUACCCCCGAAUCACCCAACAUUUUAUACUCCUCCUAUUUCACCAUUAGCGGCUUUGAAUUGAAAUCCAGUGGCAAUGCCUUAAUUCAGGCAACUGCUCCACCCUUCUAUGAAUUAGACUAUGAUAAAUCUAUACAGGAUGCACGUAAUAUAUUCGGUAAGCUUUAUGCCGACCAGGAGUUCCUACCACGUGCACCUGAUCCAGAAGAAAUUGUCAUCGAUGGUGAAGACCCCAAGGCAUUGAGUGAACAGCAGCUACCCGAUGAUUUAAAGGCCCAAUUGCGAGAAAUUGAAAAAUUUGCCGAGCAAAUGGACAUUGCCGAAAUGAAUGAAGAAAAUAAAACCGAAGAAGCUAUGGAAUCGUAAAUUGACCUCUG
Messenger RNA from Musca vetustissima, 1655 nucleotides. It is a transcript of the gene Rep, whose product is annotated as rab proteins geranylgeranyltransferase component A. Gene Ontology annotation, biological process: vesicle-mediated transport; intracellular protein transport; small GTPase-mediated signal transduction. Gene Ontology annotation, cellular component: cytoplasm; nucleus; cytosol. The transcript has 3 exons. Lineage: Eukaryota; Metazoa; Arthropoda; Insecta; Diptera; Muscidae. Gene Ontology annotation, molecular function: GDP-dissociation inhibitor activity. The record is from RefSeq and is a predicted model, not a curated record. Bases 10 to 1644 code for a protein of 544 amino acids.